AAGGGGCGUCCUGGGGGCGGGGACCGUGAAUGAGGCUGGGCGGGCCGGGCGAGAGCCGCCGCGGGGUUGGUUGUUGCCUUGAGGCCGGAGUCAACGGAUCCGGGCCGCGCUACCGGCGACUUCGCUGCCCGGUCCCAGCGCUGAGCGAACGAACGAGGUGGUGCUGCGCGGGAUAUGCAUUCUGAGAGAGGCCUAAGAGAAGCCUAUUUACAUCUGCCACCCGAGAGUCUAUUGAUUUGAUUGUAAAUGCAUCAUAAAGAGGCAGCCCAGAAUGAAGAAAGCAAGCAGGAGUGUUGGCUCAGUGCCUAAGGUGUCUGGGACAAGUAAAACACAAACGGUAGAGAAAAUUAAGCCUGAAAACAGCUCUUCAGCAUCAACAGGAGGAAAAUUUGUAAAACCUGGAACUGCAGCAUUAUUGUCAAAGACCAAGAGCAGUGAUGAUCUUUUAGCUGGAAUGGCUGGAGGGGUAACAGUGACUAAUGGUGUUAAGGGAAAGAAAAGUACCUGCCCAUCUGCAGCAUCUUCAGCAUCUGCCCCUGCCAUGACCACUGUGGAGAACAAACCUAAGAUCAACACAGGCACAAGUUCUUCAACCAAACGGAGCACUUCUGCAGGUAGUAAAGAAUCCAGUUCUACUAGAGAAAGAUUACGUGAACGUACCCGACUAAACCAGAGCAAAAAACUACCUUCUGCAGGUCAGGGAGCUAACGAUGUGGCAUUGGCUAAACGUUCCCGCAGUCGCACUGCUAUGGAAUGUGAUGUUCGUAUGAGCAAGUCUAAAUCAGACAAUCAGAUCAGUGACAAAGCUGCUUUAGAAGCUAAAGUGAAAGAUCUUCUUACACUGGCAAAAACCAAAGAUGUGGAAAUUUUACAUUUGAGAAAUGAACUCCGAGACAUGCGUGCUCAACUGGGCAUUAAUGAAGAUCAUUCUGAGGGUGAUGAAAAGUCUGAGGAGAAGGAAACUGUUACUGCUCACCAGCCAACUGAUGUCGAGUCCACUUUAUUGCAGUUGCAAGAACAGAAUACUGCCAUCCGUGAAGAACUCAACCAGUUGAAAAAUGAAAACAGAAUGUUAAAGGACAGGUUGAAUGCACUGGGCUUUUCCCUAGAACAGAGGUUAGAUAAUUCUGAAAAACUGUUUGGCUAUCAGUCCCUGAGCCCAGAAAUUGCCCCUGGUAACCAGAGUGAUGGAGGAGGAACUCUGACUUCUUCUGUGGAAGGCUCUGCACCGGGGUCAGUGGAGGAUCUCUUGAGUCAAGAUGAAAAUACACUCAUGGAUCAUCAGCACAGUAACUCUAUGGAUAACCUAGACAGUGAGUGCAGUGAGGUUUAUCAGCCUCUCACCUCUAGCGACGAUGCCCUCGAUGCACCAUCAUCUUCAGAGUCAGAGGGUAUUCCAAGCAUGGAGCGCUCUCGUAAAGGGAGCAGUGGGAAUGCGAGUGAAGUGUCUGUUGCUUGCUUAACAGAACGGAUACACCAGAUGGAAGAGAACCAGCACAGUACAAGUGAGGAACUACAGGCAACUCUACAGGAACUAGCUGAUUUGCAGCAGAUUACCCAAGAGCUAAAUAGUGAAAAUGAAAGGCUUGGGGAGGAGAAAGUCAUUCUUAUGGAGUCUUUGUGUCAACAAAGUGAUAAGUUGGAACAUUUUAGCCGGCAGAUUGAAUAUUUCCGUUCCCUUCUAGAUGAGCAUCAUAUUUCUUAUGUUAUAGAUGAAGAUGUAAAAAGUGGACGCUAUAUGGAAUUAGAGCAGCGUUACAUGGACUUAGCUGAGAAUGCCCGUUUUGAGCGAGAGCAGCUUCUUGGUGUCCAGCAGCAUUUAAGUAAUACUUUAAAAAUGGCAGAACAAGACAACAAGGAAGCUCAAGAAAUGAUAGGUGCACUCAAAGAACGCAGUCACCACAUGGAGCGAAUUAUUGAGUCUGAGCAGAAAGGCAAAGCAGCCCUGGCAGCAACCUUAGAGGAGUACAAAGCCACAGUGUCCAGCGACCAGAUAGAGAUGAAUCGCCUGAAGGCCCAGCUGGAGAAUGAAAAGCAGAAAGUGGCUGAACUAUAUUCUAUCCAUAACUCUGGAGACAAAUCUGAUAUUCAGGAUCUCUUGGAGAGUGUUAGGCUGGACAAAGAAAAGGCAGAGACUUUGGCUAGUAGCCUGCAGGAAGAUCUGGCUCAUACCCGAAAUGAUGCCAAUCGAUUACAGGACACCAUUGCCAAGGUAGAGGACGAAUACCGAGCCUUCCAAGAAGAAGCUAAGAAACAAAUUGAAGAUUUGAAUUUGACAUUAGAAAAACUAAGAUCAGAGCUGGAGGAAAAAGAGACAGAAAGGAGUGAUAUGAAAGAAACUAUCUUUGAGCUUGAAGAUGAAGUAGAACAACAUAGAGCUGUGAAACUUCAUGACAACCUCAUUAUUUCUGAUUUAGAGAAUACAGUUAAAAAACUCCAGGACCAAAAACAUGACAUGGAAAGAGAAAUCAAGACACUUCACAGGAGACUUCGAGAAGAAUCUGCAGAAUGGCGGCAGUUUCAAGCUGAUCUACAGACUGCAGUAGUCAUUGCAAAUGACAUUAAAUCUGAAGCCCAAGAGGAGAUUGGCGAUCUGAAGCGCCGGUUACAUGAGGCUCAGGAAAAGAAUGAGAAACUCACAAAAGAAUUGGAGGAAAUAAAAUCACGCAAGCAAGAGGAGGAGCGAGGGCGAGUAUACAAUUACAUGAAUGCUGUUGAGAGAGAUUUGGCAGCCUUAAGGCAAGGGAUGGGACUAAGUAGAAGGUCCUCGACUUCCUCAGAGCCGACUCCUACAGUAAAAACCCUCAUUAAGUCCUUUGACAGUGCAUCUCAAGUACCAAACCCUGCUGCAGCUACAAUUCCUCGAACACCUCUGAGUCCAAGUCCUAUGAAAACCCCUCCUGCGGCAGCUGUAUCUCCCAUGCAGAGACAUUCCAUAAGCGGACCAAUCUCAACAUCCAAGCCCCUCACAGCCUUGUCAGAUAAGAGACCAAACUAUGGGGAGAUCCCAGUUCAAGAACAUCUGUUAAGAACAUCAUCAACCAGCCGACCUGCUUCUCUCCCAAGAGUGUCUGCUAUGGAAAGUGCCAAGACCAUCUCAGUGUCUCGAAGAAGUAGUGAGGAAAUAAAACGGGACAUCUCUGCACCUGAGGGAGCGUCGCCAGCCUCUCUUAUGGCUAUGGGAACCACAUCACCACAGCUGUCCUUGUCCUCCUCUCCCACAGCAUCUGUGACCCCAACCACUCGAAGCCGGAUAAGAGAAGAAAGGAAAGACCCUCUCUCAGCAUUGGCAAGAGAAUAUGGAGGAUCGAAGAGGAAUGCCUUGUUGAAGUGGUGCCAGAAAAAAACAGAAGGCUAUCAGAAUAUUGACAUCACAAACUUCAGCAGCAGCUGGAAUGAUGGGCUGGCCUUCUGCGCACUCCUGCAUACAUAUCUUCCAGCCCACAUUCCAUAUCAAGAACUGAAUAGCCAAGAUAAGAAAAGGAACUUCACACUGGCCUUCCAGGCAGCUGAAAGUGUUGGCAUCAAAUCCACACUGGACAUUAAUGAGAUGGUACGCACCGAACGGCCAGAUUGGCAAAAUGUCAUGCUGUACGUGACGGCAAUCUACAAGUACUUUGAAACUUGAGCACACCAGGAGGAGCUGCUGCUGGCUGGGGACCUCGGCAGUAACCAAGCAACACCGACACCUUUAGCUAUGCACCCCUAAAGCUUUCGGCAACUCUGGGCUGUCCUGCAGUGUGUGAGCCUCAGCCUGGGACCUCUGCAUAGGAAGAACUCAGGCCUGUGGCCUGUGGCGCACACCAUGGCCUGUCCACCCAGUGCAUGUGGGCACAGCACACAGCCUGCAGGCUGGCUUUCUUCUGAAGACCGGUUGAACUCCAUUAGUGCCCAGGAUGUAAAAACAAAAGGCUCAUACCCAGCUAAACUUGGGGAAAAGGAUUGGAUUAUAGGGGAUUCCUAGAGGUUGGUGAAUGCUUCAGCUACAGCACUUCUUGACUGUUACCCACAUGGGUCCCUUUGCUGGUGAGAACCAGGGGGAAAGUGAGUACCUGGCAAGUGUCUGCUCCCUAGUGCUGGGCAGAGCCAACCUUGCUCUUUACAUGGGUCUGUUUCUAGGAGUGUGUCACCAUAGAAUCGGGAAAGCCAUACCUUCGGUGUGACAGAGCUGUCCUGGUCACCACUAUGUAGGAGUUUUCAACUAGAGUUAAGAAACAUAUAGAAGUGCAGUGCAGGUGGUCCCACCUCACAGCCUGCAGCUGGCCAAGUCCACACUAUUGCUGGGCUCCUGUUGGCAGGAAGCAGGCAGGAUCCUCACCUGGUGCUUGGCCACCUGCCUCCAGCCCCAGGCCUAGCUUAGGGCUUCUGAGAAGAGGGACUGAUCAAAAGGAGUUCUAGUUAAGAUUUUUGAUUUAUUAUGAGCAAGACUGUGGAAAAUAGCUCCUAUUCUAUUAGUACCAAAGUUAAAUUGUUUUAAACCAGACAUGGUGGCGCACACCUGCAAUCACAGAACUCGGGAGGCUGAGGCAGGAGGAUUACCAUGAGUUGGAGGCCAGCCUGGGCCAUACAUACUGAAUUCAAGGCCAGCCUGGGCUAUACAGUGAGAGCCUGUCUCAGAAAAAAAGUUGUUUUAAUAACCAUAGAAAUGAAACACAAAAUUUAGACAUAAUACAACAAGAGCAGGGAGUGAAAUAGGAAGUAGCUGAGAAGAGGGACAUGCUUAGGGAGCCCAUGGUGUGAUUUAAAGUCCCUGCUGAGUUGCUGAGAUGUACUCCUUUUGAGCAGAAAUGUAAGAAAGUGCCUUACCUCCCCUUGUCGGGCAGCCCGUGCCUCCUCACCAGGGCAGGUGUCAGCAGAGAUUCAGAGGGCCAGGCCUGCCCUUCCCAGGUGCUGGGUCUGUGCUCUCUGAGCCAAAGCCUUACUCAGAGGUGUUCAGUUGAUGACUUUCAGGUUGGAACUCAAAGCUCUUUUGGGGACCCAGGAGCCCACAUCUCAUGUGUGCCUAACACAGUAGCUGUUGGUUUGAACAAUGUCAAAACCUAUACUUUCCAGAUUAUAACUGUUUGGCACCUGAAAGGCACCGUGAGGAAGACUGGCCACCAGUGGAAGCUGAGUUGUAGCCCCACUAACCAGAUGCAAGGAGCAGGCUCCCAAGAGGCCCACCCAGUUCCAUCAUGGGCUGAGGGUCAGCAUUCAAGCAUGAUGUUCCUUACCGGGAGUUUGACACGUUUGUGGAGCCUAGAAAAGAAAAUGGCUGUUAAGAAGUGGGCUCUGCAUGUCUGUGCCCUACAGUGUGCCCUUACCAGGUGGCUGGUGCUGCCCAUCUACCCUGCCUAAAUGUCCCAACCUGGCAGUACAGGCUGCUGUCCCUGGCUAAGGCCUUUGGUGAAAUGCCAACUAAAAGAGAGGCAGUAUCAGCCUCAGAGCACACCACAAGACACCCCAGAUGCCAGCUUCCACAGAUCCCCGGCCUGGUCCUCCCCAGCCGAGUUCUGUUCUUGUUCCUGUUGCUCUGCUGACAGUUAGCUGUCAGCCAUGAGUGACUGCUCGUGUUCAAAUCAUCAUUUCCAGGGUCUCUCCACUUAAUUUCUGAGUUCCUGCCUCUGCUUUCAUUGGCCUGUCCACUGUCUGCAUCCAAGGUGUCUGGUCAUAUUUUUGUUUAUUUAUUAUGUCAUGAGGGGCUGUUAUGUGACUAAGAAGAUUUCUCUGAGACUGCAGUUGACAGUUUUGUCCCUUGCUGGCCAUGUGAGAUCAGCUCCAGAAGCUCAUUCUGGGAUGGGGAAUUCCAGAAUCUUCUGAAAGGAGGCAGUGGUCACCAAUGAUCUGUGUCGCUUGGAUGGCACAUCUCUUCUGGACACUGAGGGCCCAGUAUCAAGCCUGGGAGUGGCGCCAGAGACAGAGGUGGUCUUGGGAAGGGCCAUCCUGGCCUUGUCAGUCUGGAGGCUCAUCUCAGGCCCUCUGGCCCCAGUGAGGGUCAGACUGCCCACGUUUGCACAAGGGUCUGCACGUGCCAGGACUCCAGAGCAUUACUUUUUACCUUUUCUAAUAGGACCCUUACAACACUGUUGGCUCUGUGGGUGCAGCUGUAAUGGUCAUAUGUGUUUAAAGGUGGUACCUGCUUUGUAGCCUCCAGGAAGUCAUUUUGCCUCUUUAAGCACAAGCUUUACUGCAAAAGGGCCAGUUACCUUUCUAUUUCUAUCAUAGGCUUCUGCUGACUGACUGAUGAUACUUUGCCAUUUUGUCCUAGUAAAUAUUCUUGAAUGUAUUAAAUUGUUAAAACACA
This is a messenger RNA of Heterocephalus glaber (naked mole-rat), 6283 nucleotides long. RefSeq names its product sperm antigen with calponin homology and coiled-coil domains 1 like (gene Specc1l). The record is from RefSeq and is a predicted model, not a curated record. Gene Ontology annotation, molecular function: protein binding. Lineage: Eukaryota; Metazoa; Chordata; Mammalia; Rodentia; Bathyergidae.